AUGGCGACGCCGAUCGGUCGAGUGACGGCCGUUAUGUCGUCCGUGAACGCUUUCGCGGAGCACAUCGCGGGAAUCAUGGCGCCGGGGCCGCAUCCACACCCGCACCCGCAUCCGCAUCCGAAGCCGCACGGAGCAAAGCCGUACGGCGAUCCGUCGAAAGGGCCGUGCCUCCCGCGCGAGCAGAAGGUGCAGAUCCAGGGCAUCAAUGGCGACUUCUGCAGUCCGUCGUGUUCGAAGGCGAGCCCGUGUCCAGCGGACCCGUACAAGGGGGCUCUCGCGAAACCGGCGUGCGUGUUGCAGACGCCGGGCAGCGAUGGACCGGAUCGAUGCGCUUUGGUGUGCGAUCCGCGAGCCGGGCCGACCGGGGGAUGUCCGAAAGGAUCCGCGUGCCAACCGGUGGCGCAGGUUGGGAUCUGUACGUACCCGAUGUGA
Molecule: messenger RNA, 432 nt
Organism: Ostreococcus tauri
Lineage: Eukaryota; Viridiplantae; Chlorophyta; Mamiellophyceae; Mamiellales; Bathycoccaceae
Product: unnamed product
Exons: 1
Coding region: 1-432 (143 amino acids)
Source: RefSeq, a predicted model, not a curated record